AUGGAGAACCAGCAGCAACCGUCCACAACAUCUUUGUGCCGGAACGGAUGCGGUUUCUUCGGAUCACAGGCUAAUGAAGGCUUGUGCUCAAAGUGCUUCAAAGACUCCAUUAAACGUAACCAAGACACUGCCAGAUUAUCUCCCACUGGUGAGUUCAAGCAUUUCCUCGUUGAUUUGCCCCGUAAAACAUUUCCUAUGCCUAUGACUGCGUCGUCUUCUCUGAUGUCCGACUGCCCAAUGUCCGAGCCACCGGCGCAGACAUGUGCACAAGCAGCUCAUGCUGCUAGUGAUGUAACUGCCAAACUCGAAAGUGCUGAAGCAAUUGCUGCUAGUCAACCAGAAUCCAGUUGUGCUCUUAUGAGUGAGUCUUCCACCACUUCUGUUGAUGCUCCUGCCCCCGUGAAGAAGGCCAAUCGUUGCCAAAUGUGCAAGAAGAGAGUUGGUCUCACCGGCUUCACGUGUCGAUGUGGAGGACUAUAUUGUGGAGAGCACCGUUACGAUCAAGCGCACAAUUGUUCGUUUGACUACAAAACGAUGGAGCGUGAGGAGAUCCGUAAGAACAAUCCUGUCGUCGUCUCGGAUAAGAUUCAGCGAAUCUAG
This is a messenger RNA of Haemonchus placei, 600 nucleotides long. The record is from the annotation of a GenBank genome assembly. Lineage: Eukaryota; Metazoa; Nematoda; Chromadorea; Rhabditida; Trichostrongylidae.